UCUUUUAUACAUAUAUUUCUUGGCGGAAUCCAUUGUUUUCAGCGGUAGCUGUCUCCUUGGCAACGCGUAUCUCUGCUGUCGACAUUCUUUGGAAUUUGAACGCAUUUAUUGUUGUUUUAUGUUAGCUUCUGCUAAGACUGCUGUUACCAGAAUCAAACAUGAAUCGAUUGUCUUAUGUUAUACCUGCACGAUUUCUCAUUUUGGUUGCCCACUUUGUUACAGUUGUAAUGAUUACAUUAUCCAGGGAACGAAAUGUAAUGCAAUCUCUACCUCUAAGUUAUACACCAGAGGAGUACAGCAGUAAGCAAACUGAAUUUGUGGUUGCACUCAGCCUAUCUUAUGUGAUGUUUACCUGUGAAUUCCUUGGAUUCCUCAGUGGUACAACUAUGUUCAUUGGUUCUCAGUGUAUAUUUUCUGCCAUAACCCAUGGCUUUGGUGCUAUUGUCUCAGCUUCCUUCAUCCUCCAGUCAAGUAUUGUCUUCUUCUAUUGGUUCAUUUUUGGAUUCUGCAGUGUCUUACCAACUUUUACAGAAGUGUUAACCGUUUUUGGGGUUCACUGUUUCCAUAGGGGGCUUUACUGAGAGUGUACAGCUACCACUGUGGAGAUGAUGGUUGUGAUAAUGAUGGUGACAUCUUAUGUUGGUAGUGAUGGUGAUAGUGAUAAUAAUAGUUUAAUAAAGAUGGUGGUAGUGAUGGUGGUGGUGCUGGUAGCAAUGACAACAAUGAUCAUGAUUAUAGGCAUACAAACACCCACUCCCCUUCUCCCCCCUCUCUCUCUCACACACACACACACACACACACACACAUUGGGCAUAAAUAUGGUUGUGUGGUUAAAAGUGAUGUAGGUAUGACUGUGCGAAUAAGAAGUUUGUUUCUCAACCACUUAACCAUGUGGUUUCAGCUUCAGUCUUACUGCACAGCAUCUUCUGCUGAGUAAAUUCUGCAGCAGACAGAAACUGAAAUAAGCCC
Molecule: messenger RNA, 969 nt
Organism: Octopus bimaculoides (California two-spot octopus)
Lineage: Eukaryota; Metazoa; Mollusca; Cephalopoda; Octopoda; Octopodidae
Product: transmembrane protein 107
Biological process (GO): non-motile cilium assembly; protein localization to ciliary transition zone
Cellular component (GO): MKS complex
Source: RefSeq, a predicted model, not a curated record